Molecule: messenger RNA, 836 nt
Organism: Oppia nitens
Lineage: Eukaryota; Metazoa; Arthropoda; Arachnida; Sarcoptiformes; Oppiidae
Product: ankyrin repeat, bromo and BTB domain-containing protein DDB_G0293800-like
Exons: 2
Coding region: 126-836 (236 amino acids)
Biological process (GO): proteasome-mediated ubiquitin-dependent protein catabolic process; regulation of proteolysis
Cellular component (GO): cytoplasm
Molecular function (GO): ubiquitin protein ligase binding
Source: RefSeq, a predicted model, not a curated record
CACAAAAAUCAGUUUUAAUUGUUUGAUUCAGACAUUCAAUUGAUUGAAUGUUAAAUAAUAAUUUAACACUAAAUUCAAUCAUAGAUUUUCUAAUUUUUUUUUGAUAUCAGUUGUUGAUUAAAGUGAUGGCCGACCAAUCAGUUAACGAUAAAAUGUCAAACCUGGAUUUGGAUAAAGAAUUGGAUCCAGAGUUAGCCGAUUACCUGAUGACCGACUAUGACAUCCAGUUUCUAAUCGAUGGCCAAUCAUCAGUUUGGGCGCACAAAUCGUUUUUAAUGAAAUCGUGUCCAGUAUUUCGGUUAAUGUUUUCCGAUGAAUGGCUGAAUGAAUCGGAUGGUAAACCUAUUGAGAUCCGGGAUACCACUCCCGAGGCAUUCAAUACAAUGAUUGAAUACAUAUAUACCGGGGAACUGGUGUUUGUCGUCGUCGACGACAGUGUUAAUGGUUUGGAUCAUAUCGAGGAUGUACUCAAACUCGCCGAUAGAUAUCAAUUGAAACAAUUGACGGCUAGUGUUGGCCAACAUCUGCGGCAGCGGUCACUAAUAUCGUCGGCUAAUCGCCGAAUGUUAAGUGAAUUGGCGGUUAAGUAUAAAUUGUAUGAACUAUUGUGUGAACUAUUGUUUGGAUGCAUGAGAUCUGAUGAACAACUGAAACAAAAAUACAAUAAUUUAUAUAUGAAUCAAAUCGCUAGACAUUUAGUUUUUAAACAAAUCCGUAUAAAAGAUGAUAAAUUUGAUUAUAUAAGUCUAUUUCGUGACAUAAUUGCAAUAGUUUUCGAUAUCAAAUUGAUAACCAUAUUUGUAGUAUUGGUUAUUAUAGUAAUCAAAAUGAUAUAA